Molecule: messenger RNA, 2812 nt
Organism: Ornithodoros turicata
Lineage: Eukaryota; Metazoa; Arthropoda; Arachnida; Ixodida; Argasidae
Product: titin-like
Exons: 1
Coding region: 802-2769 (655 amino acids)
Source: RefSeq, a predicted model, not a curated record
AUCGAGGCUCCACUUGGUGAACGACAGCCACGCAAGAUCUCUAAGACUACCAAGAAGGUGACUAAGCCUUCUGGAGAGUCUGUACAGGCCGUCGAAGAAGUGACUGACUUGCAACCAAAGCCUGAAGAAAAGGACCUCGUUGCAGUCAGCGAAACACUCCUGGAAGUUGUGGAAGAGAAACCAGACGAGGCCCCUCAAAGACGGGUCAAGAAAGUGAGACGUUCUCGAAAGAAGUCUGGACAAGAGGUAGUGGAAGAAGUCACGGAGAAGGAGGAAGAGCUGAAGCCUCGUCUUCCCCAAAAGCCGGAAGAGGAGGAAAAGAAACCGUUCCCCACGGUCCCGGAGGCUGAGCCCCUUCCAGAAAAGCCACUGGCCUUUGUCCUCGGCGAGAAACCCAAAGUGACAGAAGGCGAAGUGCGCCACCAGAGAACGGUCACAAAAUCGAGAAAGCCCACUGGAGACGUUGUAGAGGUCACUUUGGACACUGUGGAACGAAAACCCACACCAGAGGAGCAAACGGAGGGCGUUGUCGAAGUCACCGAGGUCACGGAGGAGACGGUCGAACAUGCGCCGCGCAAAAAAGGCGUCUUGGACAGGCCAAAGAAGACCAUCAAGAAGACCAAGAAGACCCGCUCGGAGACGGGAGAAAUUGUCGAGGACGUUAGCGAGAAAGUCCUUCACCUGAAACCGAGAAAAGAUAGGCGCGAAAGCGUUGAGGUCAAUGUUGAUGUAGAGUUCCUUGAUAUAACUGACCGCGAGAUCACUGUAAAGUCGUUGGAAAGGCAGAUAGCUGAACUUGACAUGGCACCACGCGACACUAUUGAAGUCAUAGUUAAGCCCAGUGACCGCGAUUCCGUUGAGGUAACUGAAGAAAUUGUUCAAUUGACGCCGCACGACAUAAAGACCAAGAAGGUCAAAAAAGCUAAAAAGGAGAAAAAGCCGGACGGCGAAACCGUGCUCCAGAUUACAGAAGAGGUUGAAGAACUGAAGCCGGAGGAUCUGCACGAAAUCGAGGCUCCACUUGGUGAACGACAGCCACGCAAAGUCUCCAAGACUACCAAGAAGGUGACUAAGCCUUCUGGAGAGUCUGUACAGGCCGUCGAAGAAGUGACUGACUUGCAACCAAAGCCUGAAGAAAAGGACCUCGUUGCAGUCAGCGAAACACUCCUGGAAGUUGUGGAAGAGAAACCAGACGAGGCCCCUCAAAGACGGGUCAAGAAAGUGAGGCGUUCUCGAAAGAAGUCUGGACAAGAGGUAGUGGAAGAAGUCACGGACAAGGAGGAAGAGCUGAAGCCUCGUCUUCCCCAAAAGCCGGAAGAGGAGGAAAAGAAACCGUUCCCCACGGUCCCGGAGGCUGAGCCCCUUCCAGAAAAGCCACUGGCCUUUGUCCUCGGCGAGAAACCCAAAGUGACAGAAGGCGAAGUGCGCCACCAGAGAACGGUCACAAAAUCGAGAAAGCCCACUGGAGACGUUGUAGAGGUCACUUUGGACACUGUGGAACGAAAACCCACACCUCAGGAGCAAACGGAGGGCGUUGUCGAAGUCACCGAGGUCACGGAGGAGACGGUCGAACAUGCGCCGCGCAAAAAAGGCGUCUUGGACAGGCCAAAGAAGACCAUCAAGAAGACCAAGAAGACCCGCUCGGAGACGGGAGAAAUUGUCGAGGAAGUUAGCGAGAAAGUCCUUCACCUGAAACCGAGAAAAGAUAGGCGCGAAAGCGUUGAGGUCAAUGUUGAUGUAGAGUUCCUUGACAUAACUGACCGCGAGAUCACUGUAAAGUCGUUGGAAAGGCAGAUAGCUGAACUUGACAUGGCACCACGCGACACUAUUGAAGUCAUAGUUGAGCCCAGUGACCGCGAUUCCGUUGAGGUAACUGAAGAAAUCGUUCAAUUGACGCCGCACGACACAAACACCAAGAAGGUCAAAAAAGUUAGAAAGGAGAAAAAGCCGGACGGCGAAACCGUGCUCCAGAUUACAGAAGAGGUGGAAGAACUGAAGCCGGAGGAUCUCGACGAAAUCGAGGCUCCACUUGGUGAACGACAGCCACGCAAGAUCUCUAAGACUACCAAGAAGGUGACUAAGCCUUCUGGAGAGUCUGUACAGGCCGUCGAAGAAGUGACUGACUUGCAACCAAAGCCUGAAGAAAAGGACCUCGUUGCAGUCAGCGAAACACUCCUGGAAGUUGUGGAAGAGAAACCAGACGAGGCCCCUCAAAGACGGGUCAAGAAAGUGAGACGUUCUCGAAAGAAGUCUGGACAAGAGGUAGUGGAAGAAGUCACGGAGAAGGAGGAAGAGCUGAAGCCUCGUCUUCCCCAAAAGCCGGAAGAGGAGGAAAAGAAACCGUUCCCCACGGUCCCGGAGGCUGAGCCCCUUCCAGAAAAGCCACUGGCCUUUGUCCUCGGCGAGAAACCCAAAGUGACAGAAGGCGAAGUGCGCCACCAGAGAACGGUCACAAAAUCGAGAAAGCCCACUGGAGACGUUGUAGAGGUCACUUUGGACACUGUGGAACGAAAACCCACACCUCAGGAGCAAACGGAGGGCGUUGUCGAAGUCACCGAGGUCACGGAGGAGACGGUCGAACAUGCGCCGCGCAAAAAAGGCGUCUUGGACAGGCCAAAGAAGACCAUCAAGAAGACCAAGAAGACCCGCUCGGAGACGGGAGAAAUUGUCGAGGACGUUAGCGAGAAAGUCCUUCACCUGAAACCGAGAAAAGAUAGGCGCGAAAGCGUUGAGGUCAAUGUUGAUGUAGAGUUCCUUGAUAUAACCUGACCGCGAGAUCACUGUAAAGUCGUUGGAAAGGCAGAUAGCUGAA